Molecule: messenger RNA, 1653 nt
Organism: Symbiodinium sp. CCMP2592
Lineage: Eukaryota; Dinophyceae; Suessiales; Symbiodiniaceae
Source: the annotation of a GenBank genome assembly
AUGAAAAUGAACCCAUCGAAGCCAUGGUCACUUCGGAAUGCUUGCAUCUGGUUUCUGGCAGCGGGCAUCGAGCCGUGCAUAUCCUUCAGCCGCCCGAGCUUUUCCCUGAAAGCCAAACUCGCAGGUGAAUCGUUUCAGGAGCCCGGGAAUUGGGCGCCAGCACUGGUGCACCCAGAGUGGGCGGAGUGGAAAGCCUCUCACCCGAGAUUCUGCUCCAUGUUCCCUCGUUUGUGUGCUGAUGAUGGUCUCGAGGUUCAAGUCAUAGUCAUGGCAGCGCAAGACAUGCGCGAGCGAAUGCUUGGCAUUGGCUCCUGCUGGUUCGUGCCACUGGUCCUUCUCUGCACCGCCUUCGGGGUAUGGCGGCCUGGGUUGCCUCCAGUAAGCAGCUCGGCCUUCCGCCUCGACAAGCUGACUGCCUGGUGGCAUCGCGGCCCACAGCUUUCAGCGAUUUCCUUGAAAGUCUACGUGUGCACGUUGCUCCUGAUUGAGCUGCUUGGUGCAUCAUCCCCGCUGGUCUCAGUUCUCUCCCUGCCAGAAAUUCUGCGAAGAGUGCGAAGACACCCGUACGGGCCCGGAGACGGGGUGGGGCUAUUUGCGGUUCAUGGACUGGCAGACACCCCCCAUCUAAUGCCACGACUCACCUAUUUGUUCAUGCCAGAUUUGAACGACAGCACGGUUGACAGCUAUGCCUCUUUUCAUGCCAUGCUUCGAGCCACGCUGUUGAUUGCCUGGUGCAUCUUCCUGGUCGCACCGCGCGCCUGGAGAACGACCUCUGCGACAAGCUAUACCUGGGGAGCGGCGAUGUAUUUCUAUUUCGGCAGUCUGAGCAUGAUGUUUGCUCCGACGACCAGCGUGUGCUCCUCAUACUUCUUUGUGCUAGGGGCUGGCUUUGUGGUGACACAUGCUGAGAGCACUGAUGCCCAAGCCUGGUUGUGGAAGUUUCUGGUCAUGAGCAUUCUGGCGCCAUACUAUCUUGCAGCAGGCUUUGCCAAGCUGCGGUACGCUGGUUGGAUGUCAACUCUCACUGGAAGCUGGAUCCGGGAGGACUUUUUAGAUUUCCUUUCGAUAUUUCCUGGCUUCAAUGCUUGGGCGGCACACGCCCCCUUGGUGGCCGCCCUCUUUUCGUGCGGAUGCAUGCUCGUCGAGUUCGUGGGGCCUUUGCUGGUCCUUUCGAUUGAUGUUGGAAAGCCAUGUUCCAAGGUGGCGCGGUGGACGCUUACGAUAUGGAGUUCGCUUGUCCUGGGUUUUCUCCUGGGAGCCUAUGUAUUUUUUGGCCCAAACUUUGUUCGGCAAGUGCCCUUGACAAUCAUGCUUCUACAUGGGCUCUGGUGCUCAGAUGCCGAGAGCCCGCGUCCGGAAGCUCAAGAAGCCCCACCCUUGGUAUAUCACUGUAGGGCCAUCUUGGCGAUGCUGCUUUUGAGCUCGUGGUUUGCCGUUGAAAUCUGGUCAGACCUAGCACAUCUGACCGGCGCCACGCCACAACUAUCAAAGCAUGAUCCAGCGUGGCCAAUCGGCGAGUUCGGCAUGUUCGUUCAUCCUUCGGAGGCAUCGAACUACGCGCGGUCGUUGUCUCUCGAGACUGUGGUGUAUUUUGGCCUUUGCGUGAAGAAGUCGCAGGACAUUUGGUCCGUUGCAAAGAGCGGCGAGAUUUAG